AUGCGCUGGUUAUGCGUUUUGUCUCUGAUUGGUGCGGUUGCCGAAGUGGUUACAGUGCAAAGCGCCUGUCCCGCUCAUACAUUCACAUGUGACGAUGGCUCAUGUAUACCAGAGGAUUGGGUAGGAGACGGCGAGGCGGACUGCGAUGACAGAUCUGACGAAAUUGGACAUGCAGCUGCUAAUAGGACAAAAGAAGCGGAUCCGUUCGACAGCAUUGUCACGACAUCACCGCAUAGCCAGCCGGUUUCUAGUAAAGAACGCUAUCAAACCACUGAAGAACCGAAAGAUUGCCCUUAUGAGCAUCAACUGCGAGUGGAUGAAUGUGCCGAGCCGGUUCUUUUGUUUUUGCAUGACGUUAAUGCUAUCUACUUUGAAAAUUCUAGUCUCCUUGCGGAUAAAGAAACCCAGGUAAAAGUCGAAAAAGGAUGCGAACUAAUGCAGGAGUACACGAUUUGCACGCAAGGUACAUCAGCAGCAUGUACACCGGAUGAAGGUGUACAAGCCUGGCGCGAGGUGGAGAUGUAUGCCUGCCAGCUGCUUAUCCCAGCCGUACGAGAACAUCGUCAGUGCUUUGGUAAACCAAGGCAUAGCAGCUGUGAUGUGAGGUUCGAUCCACUUGCUUCACCAUUUUGUCGUCUAGUAACCUCUGUCACUCAAGAUGUUAACUGCCUUCAAAGACAUCAAGAAGGUUGUACAGAGGCAGCACUUGAGAUGCUCGAGCCUAUUUUGGAGGAAUCCCAGCAGAUUACCUCAUCGCUUAGAUGCCGCCCUCCAGGUGAUGUUCCCGCUCCCGUUCCCACUCCUGGUUCCGCACCCACUCCCGCUUCCACUCCCAGUCCCACUUCUGCUGCCACACGCGAGGAAACGGUUCAACCGACAACUGAUAUGGAAGAGAUUGAAACCACGACCACGACCACUAGCACACCUACUAGUACUACUACAGCACCUCGAACACCACAUCUUGUCACUCUUCCAUCAACAACACGAAGAACAAUUGGACCAGUUGUCCAAGAGACGCUGGCACCACAUGAAGAUUCUACUACAAUAAGGAUGCCUGUGGAAAAUGUAGGACGGGUAGGCGUGAAUAAUCUUUUGACAACUACCAUGAAAAAUACUUUUCACAAAAAAAAUAUCUAUCUACACACUACCUUUUUAGGAGCUUAAGA
Molecule: messenger RNA, 1166 nt
Organism: Strongylus vulgaris
Lineage: Eukaryota; Metazoa; Nematoda; Chromadorea; Rhabditida; Strongylidae
Source: the annotation of a GenBank genome assembly